This is a messenger RNA of Sitophilus oryzae (rice weevil), 1799 nucleotides long. RefSeq names its product FGGY carbohydrate kinase domain-containing protein. The transcript is spliced from 11 exons. Gene Ontology annotation, biological process: carbohydrate metabolic process. The coding region runs from base 57 to 1718 and encodes 553 amino acids. Gene Ontology annotation, molecular function: kinase activity; phosphotransferase activity, alcohol group as acceptor. Lineage: Eukaryota; Metazoa; Arthropoda; Insecta; Coleoptera; Curculionidae. The record is from RefSeq and is a predicted model, not a curated record.
UCAAACUGACAGCUAGUUGCAAAAUUCCAUGUAAAAAAUAAUAUUAAGUUUUUUAAAUGUGUACCGACAAUCGCUGCAAGACCAACUUUUUGGCUUACUUUGUUGGAGUGGAUGUCGGAACAGGUAGUGUGAGGGCAGCUUUAGUAACUGAUUUUGGAAAAAUUGUGAGCAGUCAUGUGGAAAACACAAAAACAUGGAAUAUACAGCCUGACUUUUACGAACAAUCAACCGAUAAUAUAUGGGAAGCGAUUUCCAAAUGUGUUAAGGAAGUGACAAAGACCAUAAAUCCAGCAAAGAUUAAAGGCAUCGGUUUUGACGCAACUUGUUCCUUAGCAUGCGUCGAUAAAAAUGGACAACCCUUAACAGUGAGCCCUUCAGGAAACAACGAACAAAAUGUCAUUUUAUGGCUUGAUCAUCGAGCUAUGAAGGAGACGGAGUUCAUAAACAACACGAAUCAUUCAGUCUUGAAGUAUGUAGGUGGGAAAAUUUUUCCCGAAAUGGAAACUCCAAAAUUGUUGUGGCUCAAAACUUACUUGAAAGACACGUGGAACAAAGCUGGAUAUUUUUUCGACUUGCCCGAUUUUUUAACUUGGAGAGCCACUGGUGUGGAUACUAGAUCGUCUUGUUCUCUAGUUUGUAAAUGGACCUACGAAAUGAACGUGGAAGGCGUGGAAGCAUGGAAUAAAAGUUACUUUGAUACAGUUGGUUUAGGAGACUUGGCGGAAAAUAGUUGGAAAAAAAUCGGAUCCGUUGUUCAGUAUCCUGGCGAAACUGUAGGAUUGGGCUUGUCGGAGAUUUCAGCCAAAGAGCUGGGCUUGCUUCCUGGUACUCCGGUAGGUACGUCAAUGAUAGACGCCCAUGCUGGAGGUUUAGGUUUAAUAGGUUGUAAAGUGGAAGGAAUAGAUCCGCAUUUUGAAACUCGAGUAGGUUUGAUAUGCGGGACGUCUACAUGCCACAUGGCCGUUUCCAAAGAGGCAAUAUUCGUCCCAGGUGUCUGGGGCCCGUAUAAGAGCGCCAUGAUUCCUGGAAUGUGGUUGAAUGAAGGUGGUCAAAGCGCAACGGGCAAAUUAGUCGAUCACGUGAUCGAUACACAUCCGGCAUCAUCAGAGAUUCGCAAAAAAAUUGGCAACAUGCACAUUGUUCAGUAUCUGAACGACUUACUUUAUAAGAUGACAGAGAGUCAAGGUCUUUCCAAUGUGGCUUUUUUAACGAAGGAUUUCCACGUUUAUCCAGAUUUUCACGGGAACAGAUUACUUGGCGAUCCCACAUUGAAAGGAAUAAUAUGUGGUUUGUCACUUGCUAGUGAUGAGGAAAAUUUAGCUAUACUUUAUUUAGCCACAGUACAAGCCCUUUGCUAUGGAACACGGCAAAUAAUUGAUCGAUUGAAAGAAUCAGGAUACAAAAACAUCAAAUCGACUUUGAUAUGUGGUGGAUUGAGUAAAAACCCCAUUUUUACUGCGGAACAAGCCAAUAUUUGCAAUCUUCCAGUAGUAUGUCCAGAUGAAAUUGAAAGCGUUUUACUUGGUUCUGCUAUUUUGGGAGCUGUAGCGGCCAAUCAUUUCGACACAUUGGAACACGCGAUCCAGUCAAUGGGUGGAAAUGGAAAAGCUGUUUUCCCCGAUCAAAACAUCAUCGAUUUCCACGACAGAAAAUACAGAGUGUUCUUAGAAAUGUAUAACGAUCAGAUAAAAUAUAGAAAACUGAUCGGCACGUUAUAGUAAAGGUAGACAAUAUAUUUUGUAUUUAGUGUAUACGAAUUUGUUUCUUUUAGUUUAAAGAUAAAAUAGAUUUUUUUGUGA